UUCUUGUCCCUCCAGCACAACUACACACAACUCAACAUCUUCAUUCGCAUUCCACCCAACUCUCUCCUCCAGUGGACUCCUUACUUCAUCUCCAUCGCAUCUGUUAGACCCUCAAGCAGUCACCAGUCUUCCUGUCUAUCGGCCCAAUCCCCCUUCGCGGCACUGUGUGGUAAAUCCCGCUAGUCCACACCUGGUGCCUGCUGCCACUCGUCGCUCAACCUGUCCUCCCUCCUCUUCCACAAUUGACACGGCGUCGGUGUUCUCGAUCCCUCUCUCCUCCCAGAUUCGAGCGGCCCUUACUCUGUCAGCACUUGACUAAAAGUCAUACUUGACAUUGAUCCCAACAGCGAACACGCCGACUGUUGUCCAGGCCUGCCUCAAAUUAUCACCUGACACACCCUAUAUCUCAAGAGCAUGGCAGACAAUUCAUCAGCCCCCAAACCUAGCAGCAGCGUCAAGCUUGUGCUACUGGGCGAGGCUGCCGUUGGAAAGUCAUCUUUGGUUCUCCGCUUCGUUAACAAUGAUUUCCAAGAAAAUAAAGAACCAACCAUUGGAGCGGCUUUUCUGACGCAGAAAAUCUCUCUUCCCAAUCGAAUCAUCAAGUUCGAAAUCUGGGACACCGCGGGCCAAGAACGUUUCGCGUCGUUGGCGCCCAUGUACUACCGCAACGCCCAGGCCGCACUUGUCGUGUACGACCUGACCAAGCCCACCUCCUUGACCAAGGCAAAACAUUGGGUUGCAGAAUUGCAGCGACAAGCUUCCCCUGGAAUCGUCAUUGCCCUGGUUGGAAACAAACUAGAUCUGUGCGCGGAAUCUUCAUCAUCCGAUGCCGAAGAAACACCAGCUGCCUCGGACGCCGAGUCAGGCACAGAAGGAGACGGCGAGCCUGGCGAGGCCGAACCUACUGAUGACGGUGACGCAAGAAAGAUCUCGACUCGCGAAGCAAAGUCAUAUGCUGAGGAGGAAUCACUCCUGUUUUUCGAGACAAGCGCCAAGACUGGUGUCAACGUUGCGGAUGUGUUCAGUGCUAUUGCCAAUGCCAUUCCUGAGACUAGCCUGAAAGGAUCAAGAGGCGCAAGUGGUGGCGGAACCCAGGCUGCCUUGAGCGGUGCCGCCAACCGCGCUGAAGAGGCCAGAGUCAAUUUGGCCGAUCGGACAAAACAGAAGGGAGGUGACAACUGUGCUUGCUAGAAUAAUCCUAUGUGGAUUUGCUUUGGAGUCGGGUGGUUGGGUCUAUCGGGGUUUAAUCACGUCCUUGAUGCUCGAGAGUUCAGACGAUGCUCUCGCGCUCGUUGUUGCUACAGUGGAUAAGAUGCCGCGGAUUCUACUUUUUAGCACCAGAAAGCAGUCUCACGGCAAUGACAUGGACAUAGUCGUCGAGACAAGGAAUCAUUUCAGAAUAUCCGUUUGAUCUAUAGGAUGCAUCGUCAAUCAUGUUUUAUUCUUUAGUUGAAAUGGGCCAGAGCCGUGCCAUGUCUUCACAGAUACGCGACGUAGCUCAACCAAAUAGGAGCACCUACAUACAUCGUUACGAGAUCUUGA
Molecule: messenger RNA, 1542 nt
Organism: Exophiala mesophila
Lineage: Eukaryota; Fungi; Ascomycota; Eurotiomycetes; Chaetothyriales; Herpotrichiellaceae
Exons: 3
Coding region: 415-1191 (258 amino acids)
Molecular function (GO): GTP binding; GTPase activity
Source: RefSeq, a predicted model, not a curated record